GUCUGCCUAAAAAGCUGUGCACCCGCGCCUCUCCGUCCCCCGACUCCCCCGGGCCCCCCCCCUUGCUCGCCGGACCUUGACAUUCUGACAUUGUACCUCAAUAAGGUCAGUCUCAAUGUCACUUUUUCCCUUGGCCCCUCGCCCCGUGGCACCCCCUUGGCACGCCGCACUCGACCCGAACCACGCCUCGUUCGUUUCUUUCCUACUUAGGUAAGGGAUAUCGAAACACAUGUUCCGGGAACGGGGAAAUCCACUAGGUAUUCAGUAACCCCAUCAUCAUCUGCAUCAUCGCCCCUUACGUACCUUACAGAAAGAAAAUAAGGAAGGAAGGAGGGGCACGGCCGCACGGGGGAAAGGGAGGGGGGAAACUGCAAGGGAUGCUAAUGACGGACUUGGUGUUACUGUGGACGGCGGGCCUGAGCUUGCGCCUGGGAGGUACGGGAACCAAUACAGGGGACGCAGCGAAAGAGACAGACAUACCCAUAGAGAGAGACAGAAACACAACCAAGAGUCAAGUCUGUCAGCGUCAGCGUCAGCGCCGUCGCGAGGGAAGCACCAAAACGCAAACCAAAAGAAGCCAAAGCGGCGUCAGACCCGGGUGUCACAAGUCCGCCCGGGAAUUGGGGGAAGAGAAACGUACUGGUAGAAUACCUCGCUGACUUAGACACUUUUAACACCUUACCUUGGAGUGCAGCAGUGUACUUUGUACCUGGUCUGAUGACCCGGACAAGCAGAAAAAAGAGAGCGAGACCAAGCUUUUUUG
This is a messenger RNA of Colletotrichum acutatum, 763 nucleotides long. RefSeq lists its product as uncharacterized. NCBI's taxonomy places the organism in Eukaryota, Fungi, Ascomycota, Sordariomycetes, Glomerellales, Glomerellaceae. The coding region runs from base 378 to 659 and encodes 93 amino acids. The transcript has a single exon. The record is from RefSeq and is a predicted model, not a curated record.